AUGGCCGCCGGCGAAGUGUGCACAAGACUCUGGUUGACGUGGACAGCGCUCGUGUGGACCCUGUUGACGGGCUCCGGGGUCGUGGCGCACAGGCCCGGCUCCACCGUCGAGGAUUACGUCCCCCCAGCCCAGACCUACGCCCUGAUCGGGCAGGAUGCUGCACCACUUCUCGGCUGUCAGUUAAGGCUGUGGCCGCGGUUGCGAUUACACCCGGCCCGGACGGUGGCCACCCACAAGGUGGCCACAACCAGCGACAACCUGCCCGACCAGCCAGUGCUGAUUGUCAACGAAGUGCUGGAGGUGGGGCUCGAGUGCACGUGUUGCCACGACCUGCAGAACCUGAGUCGAGCGGCUCACCAAGCCGUGUUGAAGGGUCUCGGCGGAAAGGACGAAGAGACGGAGGGUCAGAGGUCGGCUGGAAUGUUGGUCUAUCGAGUGGUCUCGACGAAUCGGUUCGCAGUGAUCCCCUCAGACACCAGUACGCUGGACAUCAGCGAACGCCGGCGUUAUGACACCGCCGGCGACACUUCGGCCCGUCUGCCAGAGUGUGCCCUUCAUCCUCGUUGUGUCGUCCUCUACCGCGAGGUCCGAAACUCACCGGACUCGAACCAGACCCAGCCGGCGGCCAUCUACCUGGACGCUAACACCCUGGGACGCAGCCGGGUGAGCAUAGACCUGAUCUGGGUGAACGCAUCGCGCCGCGAAGACAAGGGCGGUGGACGACCCGAGGAUAUUCCGGCGCCUCCCUUCUUCUUUAGGGACUAUCAGGGCAGCGGAGAGCCGCCGCCCAAGGCGGUGGAGCUGCGCCGAUGGCUGGUCGCCAGGGGCCAGGUUUUCAAGCCCAACUGGACGGCCGACUACGUAGCGACCCGGGAGACGGACGUCCUGGACGCCCGGGCCUGGCUGCAGGCAGGCAAGUCGGGCGUCUGGCACGAUGGUAUGCGAGUGACAGUGCUGCUGAAGACGAUGAUCUUCUACACCGCGUUCGACUGGAGCUCCGUUUUUGUCGCCUGCAUGGUCACCAUCUCAAUUGGCUGUUGCACCAACCCGAUCAAGCUCCGAGAGUUGAUACAGAAACCAGCAGGCCUCAUCGCAGGCGCGAUAUUCCAGAUUAUCGUCAUCCCACUCGUAAGUGAUACCAUCGAAUCUGAAUAG
Messenger RNA from Protopolystoma xenopodis, 1155 nucleotides. The record is from the annotation of a GenBank genome assembly. NCBI's taxonomy places the organism in Eukaryota, Metazoa, Platyhelminthes, Monogenea, Polystomatidea, Polystomatidae.